UUCUACAAGUUUUGAAAUAAAUAAAUAACGACGGAAAGUACUAUUCUUAUGUAACAUUACAGAGAUUUUAUUAAUUGCGUCAACAAAGCGCAGAAUAAGCUAAUCAGUGAUCUAAACUAGUGAAUGUUAAGUUACCAUGAAACCUGUGGCAGAUUCUUCACCAGUUGGAGCCGACACUUCGUCAGAUUUUCCAUCAUCAAUUCCCAACGAGUUCCAACAAGUAGCUGGUGCAUCAAGGAAACCCCUUCGUACACCGAAAUGUGCCCGAUGUCGGAAUCAUGGAGUAGUAAGCACCCUGAAGGGCCACAAACGACAUUGUCGUUGGAGGGAUUGCCAAUGUUCAAACUGCCUGUUGGUUGUCGAGAGGCAGCGUAUUAUGGCAGCUCAGGUCGCCCUGCGAAGACAGCAAGCAGCUGAUGUAAAAAAGAGCGGACGGUCGGACAGUGAGACUUCAUCUCCGGUUGGUGAAAAAGAAGAUGCUGCAGUUGAUGUCGGUUUGAUGGAAGACGCGGCUGCAUCACUUCGCAUACGGAGUAAGAACCUCAGAACAGCAAGCUCCCUGACCAAAACAAUAUUAGCGAAUAAAAAACAAGCUGCCCCACACGAGUCUAUUGCUCGCCAUAUUCUUCCACCAAUAAGUGAACGAAUGCGGAAGCGGAGAGCCUUCGCUGAUAAAGAGUUGGAUGAUGCCAUGAUGAGAAGAGAGAUGAAUUCCAGAUGUGGGAUCUUCCCGCAUAAUCCUACCAACAUCGUUGUGCCAGGAAACGAAGCAUUCUUUCAGAAAAGAAAUUUUCUUUCACCAUCAGUACUGAAUGUAAAUAGCGACAUAUCACCAUACGCGGCUCUUCUUCGAGCAUCACAUAAUCCAUAUGUGCUAAAUACGGAGGCUACUGAGUUAAGCGACGGAUUGACUUCGCCGGACAUCACCGUUGAUCACUUGGUCGACCACCAAACAUCUGGUAAACUAAAACUUGAUGUAGAAAGCGGACCCCGAAACAAAAGACCACGGCACUCUAGUAGGCAAAAUGUUUAUAAGUCCAAGUUAUCCAACGAGAGCGAGGUAAGAGAUGCUGCUGUGAAUAAAAACACUGGUGAAACAAAUAAAGACACACCUAUGGGAAACAAUCCAUAUCAAGCGGACACUGCAGAAGGUCGAACACGAAAGCAAAGAAUCAACUUUUUGUCCAUAAUGUUUCCAACGUGCGAUCCCGCAACUCUGGAGAGGGCACUGGGAAUUUAUGAAAACCCAUAUUCGCCUGCCAAUAGUUUAGAUUCAGCAGCAUUCGAUGCUGGAGGUAAAGCUCGGACUGAAGGAUCGUUUUCAUUCUGCAACGACCCGAUGUGCAAUUCAAUUUACCCGAAGUUUUUAUCGUCUAUGCCUCAUCUAAACGCUUCAUGUCCAUCAUCGCGGCACAACAAGGGUAUUAUAGGAGCCACAUAUGACUCUGUACAUGCGGAAAACAUCAAACCAUAUAUAUACCCGUACCAUGCGCUGCCUACACCUAUGUUUGCUCAAAAAAUUCACUUCGAUGAAAGUUGCAAUUCAGAUAGGAUAUUUCCCAAUUUUCGGAGAAUGGACGAUGCCGCACGUCAUAACGAGGAAUUUCGAGCAUGUAUGCUACAGCAAUACACCGCAGCGAUAAACAAUUCUUUGCCAUUUGCCCCAGUUUUUGCAACAUCUAGACAUUUUCCUGUUGAUGCCGACUGCCCAGUUUCAAAAGACAUCGGCCGUUUCAGAUCCGAAAUUGCCUCAAAACUUCAUUCUCGGAAAGAAAUAUUAACUCUUCCCAACAAAAGCGUUACGCUGGCGGGCUGUGAAGAAAUAAAUAAAUUAACUGCAAAACAGCGCAACGAUGCUGUAACACCAAGGCCACAAUUCACGGUGGCAAAAUAUCAGGAUGAGAAAAUAAAUGGAUUAGAUUCUGUGAAACAAGAGAAAAGGUGCAACUUGGAACAAAAUGGAGACGACCCCGACUUGCCUCGCGCUGUCGUAUGUUCUACAGACCACACAACAGAAUCGCGUUAUAAAUGGAACAGUGCUUCUCAACGACGUAUUUGUAAAAAUCAAAGAUCUAAUAAACUAACUUCAUUUACCGUACAGUCAAUUAUGGGCAACGCGAGCAGUUAAAUUAUUUUAUUAUUGUGUUUUCACCAGCGGUGUUCUGUUCCACACUUUCCUUAUUAUUAUAAAUUGUUUCUCGUUUGAAUAAUUACAAGUUAACCACAGGAU
Messenger RNA from Ciona intestinalis (vase tunicate), 2230 nucleotides. RefSeq names its product doublesex and mab-3 related transcription factor 2. The record is from RefSeq and is a predicted model, not a curated record. Gene Ontology annotation, biological process: sex differentiation; regulation of transcription by RNA polymerase II. Gene Ontology annotation, molecular function: DNA-binding transcription factor activity, RNA polymerase II-specific; RNA polymerase II cis-regulatory region sequence-specific DNA binding. Lineage: Eukaryota; Metazoa; Chordata; Ascidiacea; Phlebobranchia; Cionidae. Gene Ontology annotation, cellular component: nucleus.